Molecule: messenger RNA, 1098 nt
Organism: Xenia sp. Carnegie-2017
Lineage: Eukaryota; Metazoa; Cnidaria; Anthozoa; Malacalcyonacea; Xeniidae
Product: DNA damage-regulated autophagy modulator protein 2-like
Exons: 2
Coding region: 106-861 (251 amino acids)
Source: RefSeq, a predicted model, not a curated record
UUGAUUAGCCUGUGUUGUAGCGUGUACGUUUUUAGUUGUGAAAUCAUUUUCAAAAAGCGUGUGACUUAAAAAGCCAGAAGUUAUUAUUCAUUUGAACCAAUCGUGAUGGGGGCCUAUUGUACUGCCGAUCUCUUACCGAUUUGCUUUUCUGCUUUGCUAUCAAUAACUGUAUGUGCUUCGUUCGUGGUUGCAGUUGCGCUACACGACAUAGUACCAGUUUUCCCGGCCAUUAGUGACACGGCUGCAAAACCUCCCGAGAGCAAUAUAUUCUCACAAUUGGUAAAUAUCUCGACAUUCCUUGGAAUAGCUGUUGUCGGCGUUCGUUACAUGCAGGUUAAACGCGACGUUGCUCAAUUGAUCGGAAAUCGCGUGACAUUGAAAUUGAACCAUUAUAGUGCCUUCUUCGGUGUGUUUUCUAUCUUUGGUGCCAGUAUAGUUGGUAAUUUUUCGGAAAGUCAAGUAUUGGAUGCACAUGAUGCUGGAGCCGUUAUUUUUUUUGUUGUCGGCAAUUUGUAUGCAUGGUGUCAAGUAAUCAUAUCUUAUCAUAUGAGAAAAUUUCAUUUGGUAUCAACCACUCUUUGCGUGGUCAGGACUGUAGUAUCGGUGAUUUCAACUGCAAGUCUUUUUAUCUUUCUUAUUUUGAAGUUCUAUUCGCAAAAAUUGUGGCAUGGUGAUAUAUUUUAUUGGAACUCAAAUGACCCUGGCUACAAGCUUCAUGUCAUUGGAAAUGCAUUUGAAUGGAUUCUUGUUCUUCAUUUUUUGAUAUUAAUUUUGACUUUUGCAAAAGAGUUGCAUAGGAGAAGAUUGGAAAUCAAUCUUGUUCGCUUUCCAUAUGAUUAUGAACCAAUUCCAGUGUCUUAGUGUGAAAAAUACAGUGAACAAUGUAUAAUUUAAAGAAGAGCAAUUUUACAUUAACAAGAGGGCAUUUUUAUUUUAUAACUUUGAAAUGACAAACUGUUGAACAUGGUAUAAUCCUUGGAAAAGGAAUUUUUAGCAAUUAAAAUAUGAUAAUUUUUGACGUGUAUAGUACAUGGGAUCUUUUUAAGACCUCAACCAGACAUUUUGAAUAAAAAAGUAAUAUAUAAAAUAGAACAAGAA